AAACAUGAAACGUUCCCGACUUUGUAAGUAUUAUAAACAAAACCGUCAUGACGAACACUUCGAUACAGCUGCCAUGCGCGGCACAGAGUGUCGGCGCAGUCAAUAGUCUAGUUACCACACUGGUCCAAACGAUAUUAACAGCAAACUGCGCUAUUUCUGCAAAGUCCGACUGGCCUCUGGACUACGGCGAUGGUGCACUGAAGGAUGGUAUCGGGAAAUACGAUUUCAUAGUUAUAGGUGCUGGCUCGGCAGGCUCGGUUGUAGCCAGUCGUUUGAGCGAGAAUGUCAAGUGGAAAGUGCUGGUGUUGGAGGCGGGCGAUGACCCACCACAGGAGUCAGAGAUUCCCGGCUUGCAGGGUCAUUUGCAGCGCACUCGUUACUCUUGGGAUUACUACGCGGACCCACAACCACACAUUUGUCAAGGGUUUAGGCGCCGAUUGUGCUACAACCCGCGCGGUAAGCUCAUAGGCGGCACAGGCGCAAUAAAUGGUCUGGUAUACGUGAAGGGGCAUCGCCAGGAUUUCGACGACUGGCUGGCAGCGGGCAAUACACAGUGGGGCUGGGCUGAUGUGAAGCGAUUUUAUGAGCGCGCUGUGCGCCCUGUGGGCAAUACCACGCAUCCCAUGGGCUAUGUGGUAAUCGACGCAAAUAAAGAUGUAGGCAAUGUGCUGCUGAACAACGCCAUUUUCAAUGCUACUGCAGAAUUGGGCGUGCCCUCCAAGUCGGAGUUCGAGGACGGCGUAGAAAUAGGCACUGCAUUCGAGCCAAUGAUUACUAGCAAUGGUAGACGCAUNCGCGAACGUUAUGAGUUGAGUGCUGAGGUGCGCAAGGAGGUGGUGCUCUCGGCAGGCACCAUAGAUUCGCCCAAGUUGCUGAUGUUAUCGGGCGUGGGACCGCGCAAGCAUCUUGAAAAGCUGGACAUACCGGUGGUGCACGACCUGCCAGUUGGUUCAAAUCUACGCGAUCACAUAGCCCUAAGGGUUCAGUUUAAAUUGGAAAACACAUCUUUCGACGCGUUUGAGCAGACGAGGCACAUCGAUUUAUUAUACCAAUUCCUGACUCGCAACAACAGUCAGUUUGGUAACGGAUCCAAUAGUAUCACCACCUUCGUAAACACCAAAGGUGAUAGCGAUUUACCAGAUAUGCAAUAUCACUACACACUACACCAACAAGGCGAUGUUGAGUCCAUCAGAGUCAAUUUUGCAGGACGUGGCGAGAAGUACACAGCGCGCUUAAUUCGGCAAUUAAGGAACACACAUUUGAUCACCUUUUUAUUGUUGUCGACCAAGCCUCGCUCCGUAGGCAAAAUACGUCUGCGCAGUUCCGAUUACCUUGAUCAUCCACGCAUCUUUUCGAAUUAUUUUAGUGAUCCCGAAGACUUGGCGACUAUGUUGCGCGGUAUACGCUUCAUCGAACGCUUAGAGCGCACAAAGGCUAUGCGGGAACUAAAUGCAACCCUGUUGCGUAUACCACUCGGGGAGUGCGAUAAGUACAAGUACCGUUCGGAAGCCUACUGGCGUUGCUACGUUAAAUACUUCGGAGAGGCGGGUUAUCACCAGACCGGCACGGUAAAAAUGGGCCCCAGUAGCGAUCAGGGAGCAUGUGUGGAUCCACGCUUACGACUUUAUGGUGUGGAUAACUUACGAGUGGCCGAUGCCAGCAUAAUGCCCGAUGUGCCACACGGAAAUACGAACGCACCGACGAUUAUGAUUGGCGAAAGAGGGGCGGACUUUAUAAAACAGGAUUGGAAAGAGGAUGGCCAAGGGGCGAAUGAGUCAAAGUGA
Messenger RNA from Rhagoletis zephyria (snowberry fruit fly), 1784 nucleotides. RefSeq names its product glucose dehydrogenase [FAD, quinone]-like. NCBI's taxonomy places the organism in Eukaryota, Metazoa, Arthropoda, Insecta, Diptera, Tephritidae. Gene Ontology annotation, molecular function: oxidoreductase activity, acting on CH-OH group of donors; flavin adenine dinucleotide binding. The record is from RefSeq and is a predicted model, not a curated record.